Messenger RNA from Lymnaea stagnalis (great pond snail), 6065 nucleotides. The record is from the annotation of a GenBank genome assembly. Lineage: Eukaryota; Metazoa; Mollusca; Gastropoda; Lymnaeidae.
AAACAUCACAUUGGAAAAAAUUAUUCAAUACACAAAUAAGACUUUCGAUAUUUCAGUUGUAAAAAUGGGAAAUUCCAGUUUUAUUCUACUAAGAAUGUCUCAACUCAAAGUCGAAGACUUCAGGAACUACACAUUAACAAUUAAUUCAACAAUAAAUGUUACAAUUACUUUGAAAGAAGAGGGUAAGUGUAAUUUAAUAUAGAAGUUUAAGUCCAUGCCUCUAAUGUUAUAUCAUAUCUAAAUGUUUGUUUUGCUACUUCUCCCUCUGGUUAUAUAUCUAUAAAUCUAACAAAACAUCUCUGUCCAAAUGGUGACAGAUAUUGUAUUUCUGAAGGGGGCCAUGAAAUAAGCCUUAACAUAAUAUGUAAAUCAUUUCAUGAUAUUGGUCCAUAAAGAGUAACAUUUAUCACUUAAUAACUUAGGAACUACACAUUAACAAUUAAGACAACAUUAAAUGUUACAAUUACUUUGAUAGAAGAGGGUAAGUGUAAUUUAAUUUAGAAGUUUAAGUCCAUGCCUCUAAUAUUAUAUCAUAUCUGACUUUUUGUUUUGCUACUUCUCUCCGUGGUUAUAUAUCUAUAAGUCUAACAAAACAUCCCUGUCAAAAUGGUGACAAAUAAUGUGUAUCUGAAGGGGGCCAUAUAAUAAGCCUUAACAUAUGUAAAUCACUUCAAGAAAUUGAUAUAAAGAGUAAAAUGUAUCAUUUAAAAACUUUAAGGAGGUCGUUAAAGUUUAAGAUGAGUAUCAUUGAAAUCGUUUGCCAAAUACAGUUAGAACUGCUUUUUGAUUAUUAUAUUAGUGUAACAGUCUCAUGAGAAAGUGACAAAAUCCUUUUCCAAAGUUAUCUUGUUCUACUGUUUAUUUUUCCAGUGUAUAGCAUGUGAUAUCUAAGUUCUGUUUAUAAACAUUUAAAUAAUAAAUGCAAUAUUUGCCCUUUUUAGCUUCUUCCUAUUAAUAGUUUAGUUGUUUUAUUUUUUUUUUAAAUUCAAAUAGUUUCAUAAGGUAGCACUGAUUCAAAUAAAAAGGAAGUACUAAAAGUGGACAUUAAAUACGUUUUGAAGGUAAAACUUUUUGUCACAGAUCUAACACUCAGAUAUCAAUUUUGUAUCGUGGAAUAGUGGGUUAUUUUUUAAAAUAGAAAUAACAGGAAGUGCGGGAAUGAAGGGAUAGAUUAGAGAGUUAACGGUAAAAAUGACAGCUGCUGGAGAAAUUUUCAAUAUAGCUCUUGCUACGCUAAUCUACUAAAUAUAGUUAUUUUUACAGCAUCUUAAUGUUGUACAUAGAGAAGAGGAAAUAGAUGAAGAAUUAAAUUUUUACUCUGAUUGAAAGAGAUACUAUUUUAUUGUGAGUUCAUUGUGAUUCAAUAAAAGUCGUGAUGCUAAUCUAAUGAGUCCUCAAACGAUUUUGUGGCAGUUAUGAAAACAUGGAUAUAUUAUUACGAUGGCGUUACAAAAGGAUCGGUGUUACAAUAAAUUAAUGUGUGUUACACUUUCCAUAAAUAAAAUAGAUUUUAAAAAAAAUAUAUAAGUCAGAUAGGGACACAGGUGUUUAAGUUAAAAUUAUAAUUUAGGUCCAUAGUGGGUAAGCUUGAGUUAGGAAAAUAAAUGUUAUAGCCUCUGGUAAGUCUAGUGUUAUAUGGACCAACAGUUGAAAAUGUUAGCAAUCUACGUGUAAUAUAUAUGUAAGGAUAUACUUAAACUAAUAUUGAAACAAACAAACCCACUUUUAUCUUUAUGUAUAUAAUAGAUCACAAGUAACCUUUAAAAGCUGUGUGGUUGAGGGUCAAGUUGAGGGUCCGGUCAAUAAGUUACCUAUUCAUUGAUUAUUUGAUAUGGGCACUAUUAAAAUACUUUUUUUUUACCAUCAAUAAAGCUAUAGUUUAAAGAUGUUUAUUGAUUAAUUAUCGUGGUGUGUCAGAACCAUUAGUUUCACACAUUUUCACCCAAUGAAGCGUCCUAUCAUAACGGUUCAGACAAAUAUGACGUAAAUCUUAAAAUGUGUUUUAUUAAAAAAAGUCUGAAAAAGCCAUAUAUUUGGAAUUUUAACUUUUUUUAGCACCACUCCCCCUCAGUUGGCAUAAAAACAAUAAGACUCUAACAGCAUGUGUCAAAGUUAACACUCACCAUGGGACACUUUUAAAUUACUUCUAAUAGCUAAGGUAAAGUCUUAACGAUGUCUCAAUUAUGUAGUUUAAUUAGGCCAGGGAUAUAAUCUUUAAAAAAAAAAAAAGUGGAAACAUUACCCAACAAAAUAAAGGGACUAAGCUAGUGUUACUUUCAGGAAUCUAUAUAACAAAGAUGUCAAACCCCACCAUUAGGUUCAUCUUGAUAUAAAGUGCAUGAUAUAAGUACAUCAAUUUAAUUAAAAGCCUGCUUGAAACAAAGUGUAUAAUCGUAGCUCGUAAAAAUGGGAAAAAAAACUAUUAAAUUUAUGCUUCGGUCAGUCAGCCUUGAAUAACCUAUGCUAAAUGUAUAAUUUAAGUAGUGUUUGGCUUCUCUGAUCAUUUCACAUCAGGUCAUUUUUUUUAAAAAAUUUGGCCGACUUUAGUAGAUUUUAUGUACCGUUUAUUAUGGUGUAUAAAAGGAUUUACAGAAAUAAAUGCGAGACAAAAACUUUUUUUUAAAACCCUAAAGCACCAUGUAAGCGUAUGAUGAUCAUGUUAAUUUAAAUAAAAAACCAGAAAUAUAAUAAAUAUACAAAAAUUUGGGGAAAAAAAAAAAAGAGUUAAACAUUUUAAUAAUUAUUCUUAUAUUUAAAACCAAUUGUGUUCAUAUCAAAACGACCAUGUUAAUAUCCCGUAAAGCGGUGCUAUUCAAAUUAUUUCUUUAUAGGAAGAUACGAGGUGCCUACUGUAGGCGAACACGAGUGGAUCGAGUGAAAAGUUUUCAUAGGAGUUUUUUUUUCAAUAGUAAAUGUUGCUUAAUUUAAUAUUGCUGACAAGUGCGCCCGCGUAUAAUGCUAACCCCUACAUUACAUCUUGACCAAACUUGGCAUGCGUAUCCUCUACUUAAAAAGAAUGAAAUGCUUGAGUGUUUUGAGCUUUAAUAUGUAUUUCAUUCUUUGAAUAAGGUCGAUAUAACAUGUCUUUCUAUUUCUUUUCAUUUCUAUAAGUGUAUAGCAACAAACACCCCUGCUUAAAUGCAUGGCUCUAGACAAAACAUAGUACACAUACUUUUGAUUAUCCAUAUUAAAUUGCUUGUGGAUUUGUAACUCAAUAAAUUCACACUUUUAAGGCCGGCGAUCCUAGUUUAACUUUUUUUCAACAUCUGUAUAAAUAAUAGUAUACCUAGUUAAUAAUAAAAGCUUCUUCUGGCAUUGACUGAUUCAGCUUAAGUUUAUCAUUCAUUACCUUUAUUGUAAAAUUGAAAAAUAUGAGGAUUUAAAGGUAUCAUAAUGCUAUUCAUUACAUUCAAGUCUGCUAAAAAAUUGUCACAAAAGUUCUAAAAAUAAAUAGGUUAGAUAUAUAUUGUAUUUCAAUAUUUUUAAUGGGAAACUUUUAAAUUGUGAUCAUUUUCGUCAUAUGAAUAUUUUUUUUGUCAAGCUCGCCUUCUUAGGUAUAACUAAAUCGAUGUUUUAUAAAAAAUGGUCCCACAUCAGGUUUCCUUUUUUAACUUAAAAGGAAAUCGUAGAAAUUUUGGACUAUUUAAAUAUAUAUUUGUCUUUUCGAAUUACUUAUAAAGGUAAUUUUUCCAAUGUUUCGAGAAGGGUAUUACAAGAAAUAUCGAAUUUGUAAGAAACGUCCUGUUUGUACACUGGGGAUAUAUAGAAAUAUAAAAGCUAAUGUUAUUUUACUUCCAUUUAUUUAUAUUUAACUAUAUAUAGCCCGCCAAACAUUGCGUGAACUUCCCAUCAACUAAAGUUACCAAACGUAAACGUGAACUCAAGUUAUGCACAUUUAAGAAUGCCAAUUUUGCUACACACCUUUUCCCCCACCCCCACCCCGCCUUUUCUUGAUAGGCGACCUGCGACUUAGCAGACGCCGCGGGCUUAGCUGGCAAGUGAGGGUGGUGCAGGAGGGAGGUGGGACGGUAGCUCCACCGCAGUGCGCAUGUCUUGAGACAAAUGGUGAGCAGGCAAGGGAAGGGAGCAGAGGGUUUGCAUGUGUCGUCUUGUUUGCUCUGGCGUAUCUAUAUAUAGCAAGCAUGGUGUUCGUCCCGUCUUUUUUGACCUACUUCUUCUGGCGAAUUAUAUAUAUAGAUUCUAGGAGUUUUUUGCAAAUCACUGAGUUACUUUUUUUAAUAAGUUGCCAGAGGUUUUAAGAUUGUAACUUUCAAUUAAUUUUCAGGAGUUUUAUGUAAGAGAAUUUCAGGAUAAUAAUUUCCCUUAUAAACGCCUGGGAUAUAUACAUACCAUUUGAUCCAUCUUAGAUUACAGUUUACGCAUUUCUUUGUAUUGAUAGAUCUUUGCCAGAGUUGACCACUUAUCCAACGUUUAACGGGGUAUUUUAGGACAGUUUGAUCAAAUCAAUAAACAAAUGAAGAUUGGAUUCCAACAAGAACAAGAUAACCCCCUGAAUAGGAAUCCAGCCAGCGCUUAUAAUUUUGACAUGGGGGAAUAAUAUCAUGUUUUUACCAUGAGCAAAACUAAAAUUUUGAUAAGUGUUUAAAUCAUAAUUUUUGAAAGGAAAAGUUUAAAUUAUUCUAGAAGCUGUUAUGUUUCUGUAAUUAUGUAUAGAUUAUAUAAAGUUCUUUAUUAUUAUUCUUUAUUAAAGUGUUUAUUUAGCUUUCUCUGAGUUUCAACGAAUAAUAUGGAAUAAGAACAAAAGAUUUUUUUUUUCUAGAAAGUAGUAUAACUUAUUUUGUCAAUUUGAUAAGAAGCAUACAUAAAAUACACAUGUAUCAAUAAUCUUGGCCAUUUAAUGAUAUAAAAAGUGAAAACCCGUUAAACAUGCGUUAAUUAUAUGUCUAUAUUCUAUAUCAAUGUCUGCCUAUAUUUCUAAUAAGUAUAUACAUAAAAUCAUUAAUAUUCAUUGACAUGUAAGCUGAUCAUCCCUUGUGAUACACCCGUGUGGUGAUCUGACCUAUGACUUAUUAAAGAGGAGUGUCUCUCGUAUGAGAUCUCCUCUUGGCACUCUGUCUAGGGAUAUGUUAUUUAAGCCGAAUAACCACACGGACAUAACACAUAUCUAUAUACAUAUAGUAUAAACUGAAACGAAGUCUUAGUUAAAGGUGAAAUUAACUACAAAUAUUUAUUACACAAUAAUAUUUACAACUUCCUACGUGAAACACUCGUGGUGCUCAAUGUAUAUACAUCAAACGGAUUUCAUCCAAUUAGAAAGGUAUAUUAAAACAAAGCAAGUUUCCCUAACAUACAGACGGUAUCAUCAUUACUACUGCUAUAUUGCUCAUGUUCUAUGCUCGAUCUUGGUAAACUUAGCCUUUAUAGUUUCUGUGAUGGUCUCGGUGGAUCACACAGUGUGGGAGUCCUUCUGUUCAAGAAGUGAUAGUCAUUCAAUUUUUUUAUCUGCAGCUGGCAUUUUACUUAUCGGGAAUCAGACAGAAAGAAACAUUUCGAUCCAAAAAGACAAAGACAUCAGUUUUAGUUUUCUCGUCCAGUCUAAAGAUGGAAUAAGACAAGAUAUAGAAAUAAACAAGCUUAAGGUUUCAAUAAACACAACAACAAAUCGAUACAGUAUUAACGUACGUUUAUUAGGGGAAGAACGGUACAAUUUUACUAUUGGAAUACUCAACUUUACUUUAAAUUCGAUUGCAAAGUACAACGUUGUUGUAUAUUCAAUGUCAGACUGCCCAAUAAAAUACACGGUAACUAUUGAUUUUGAAGGUACGUAACACAUUUUUUAAAAAUGUAACUCUUAUUCAAAGAUAUUUAUACUAUUUUAUUCAUAUCAUCUUUUCAGAUAAAAAAGCCUGUAUUUAUUCUUUUUUGAAAGUGUUUAAAAUUUUAAAAUUUUAUAAGUUAGUCUUUAUAAACAAAUAAUUUAAAUUUAAAUAAUUUCCUUCAUUUAUUUAAAAAAAACAAAAUUAAAUGCUCAUCCAUUUCAUGUCUUUUAUUUUCCAGGUCUAUCUAAUAGUAUUGAAUUGUGUGAUGGUGAAGAUCAAAACAAG